AUGGUUUUCUCUUUCUCUACGGUGGCUGAUGAAACACUAGUGGUUCUCAUUGCGGUAUGUACACUCAUCUCCUACAUUGUCUCUCUUGUCUGGUGGAGUAUCGUCCCAUUUCUCUUUUACCCGGAAGAGCGACGGCUGGAGAAACGCAUUGCGCAGUUACGAGCAGAGGCGGAACUCUGCAACAGCAGUGAUCAUCUCCACCUGCACGGGAAGUUGUGUCGAGAGACGCAGCAGUUGAUGAAGGAACUCACACGAGUACGACAACAACGGUUUGAAUUAUGUCGUUUUUGUAAACAACAUAAACAACAAACAAAAGGGGGAUAUACUGGAAAUAAUAAAGAAGAUGCAUUGCAGUAUUGUGUAGCCUACCUGAGAUGUAUGUUGCCACGAUUGGUGGGUGUCUUUAUUUCCUGUGGAUUUAUGAUUCCCAUUUUAUACUUAUAUGGAAACCGUGGUACCAUUGUGUUAUUUCCUCGCAACUUCAGUCUUCUUUUACCAUUAAUUAAGCAUUCGAUCGAGCAAGUGAUGAUGAUGUUGUUACUGAGUCCAUUCAUGUGGGGAAUUUCUAGUGUAGAAGAACAAAUGUGUAGUGGUAGUAGUGGUAGUGGUAGUAGUGGUAGUGGUAGUAGUAGUAGUGGUAGUAGUGUUAGUACUGGCAAUUGGGCCCACACAAAUAGAGGCAUUUCGGGUAAUUUUGGUGGUAGUAGUAUGAUGGGAGAUGGAAGUGUAACGGAAAAUAUGAUUCGAGGAGUUCCUGUUUCUCCCACGGCUGUGAAUUGCAGAGAGAAUGAAAUACGUGGGAUGGGUGUCUUUCCGUGGUUUCUCACUUGUUUUGUUGCCGUACGCUUUACACAUCGUGUUCUCUCACGUGCUUAA
Molecule: messenger RNA, 876 nt
Organism: Trypanosoma theileri
Lineage: Eukaryota; Euglenozoa; Kinetoplastea; Trypanosomatida; Trypanosomatidae
Exons: 1
Coding region: 1-876 (291 amino acids)
Source: RefSeq, a predicted model, not a curated record